Molecule: messenger RNA, 488 nt
Organism: Ostreobium quekettii
Lineage: Eukaryota; Viridiplantae; Chlorophyta; Ulvophyceae; Bryopsidales; Ostreobiaceae
Source: the annotation of a GenBank genome assembly
GUGCAGCCCCCUGGCAACGCAGGGAAUCCCCAUAGGCCGCGGUGCCUGGCGCCCGCUGUGUGCUCCCCUGGAGGCCUGGCACUUCGACCUCUGCGACCCCUCCGACGAAGGGGGCCUCAAGAAACUGGACGUGUGCUUCACCGCGUCCGGAUCCUUCAACGCCGUCCUCUUCUGGCACGACCUCACCCUGUGGGGCGGCGCUAAGCUGGGCGGCGGGCCUGGGGACCCGGGAAGCAGCGGGCGCAGCCCCGCGGUGCAGUACAUGGCCGGGGAGCUACGGGUGGAGGCGGGCGACGUGCUCCCCCUGACCUGCAGCCACAACACUGUGAGGAUGAGGUUUGACAUAGAGGAGGCCGAGUAUAGCCAUCUGAUGAAAAACGACUUGUCCUUCCCUCAAGCCAACUUUUCUAUCUUGGCGGAUUCUGAACGAGCUGAGUCGUAUCACCGCGCCAUAAAGGCUGCCGUGGAAAAGAAGAAGAAGGAAGGUA